CUAGAAGUUUUGGUAUUUAGGUUAGGGGGUUUUUGGGGCAGCCGCAGCUUGAGGAUGCACUUAUAGGCAUGGACUUGGUGAUCAUCCCUGCUGGUGUUCCCCGCAAACCUGGAAUGACAAGAGACGAUCUAUUCAAUAUAAAUGCUGGAAUUGUUAAAACGUUGUGUGAAGCAAUUGCAAAGUGCUGUCCUAAAGCCAUUGCCAACUUCAUAAGCAAUCCAGUUAACUCCACGGUCCCAAUUGCAGCCGAAGUUUUCAAAAGUGCUGGUACUUAUGAUCCCAAGAGACUUUUGGGAGUCACUAUGCUUAAUGUUGUUAGAGCCAAUACGUUUGUGGCAGAAGUUCUAGGUGUUGAUCCAAGGGAUGUGGAUGUCCCAGUUGUUGGAGGACAUGCUGGAAUCACAAUUUUACCUCUUCUUUCUCAGAUUAAACCUCCUUGCUCUUUCACCCCAAAAGAAAUUGAGUACCUGACUGAUCGCAUACAAAAUGGUGGAACUGAAGUUGUUGAGGCCAAAGCUGGAGCUGGUUCUGCAACACUAACAAUGGCAUAUGCUGCUGUUAAAUUUGCAGAUGCAUGCCUUCAUGCCCUGAGAGGAGAUGCUGGCAUCAUUGAAUGUGCAUAUGUUGCUUCACAGGUGGCUGAACUCCCGUUCUUUGCAUCAAAAGUACGGCUUGGCCGAGGUGGGGUUGAGGAAAUUCUUCCUCUUGGUCCCCUGAAUGAUAGUGAGAGGGAGAGUUUGGAAAAGGCCAAGAAAGAGUUAGCAGCAAGCAUUGAGAAGGGUAUUUCUUUCAUCAGAAAAUCAGUAGUUGAUGACAGUUCGUCCCGAAAAUAAAUGGUGAGAUUGUGUUGUGUCCAUUGCGAGAUCAUAGAUUUAGAAUUACUUAUGUGAUAUGUGUGAAUAUCAGUUUAGAACUAUGUAAUAAAGGAUAGUAUUCUAUGAUUCUGUCUAGAAACAUGUAAAUGUAAUAAUUGGAAUACCCACAAUUUACAUAUUAUAAUUGUCACAUUA
Molecule: messenger RNA, 1010 nt
Organism: Glycine soja
Lineage: Eukaryota; Viridiplantae; Streptophyta; Magnoliopsida; Fabales; Fabaceae
Product: malate dehydrogenase, glyoxysomal-like
Exons: 7
Coding region: 69-833 (254 amino acids)
Biological process (GO): tricarboxylic acid cycle
Cellular component (GO): cytoplasm; chloroplast
Molecular function (GO): L-malate dehydrogenase (NAD+) activity
Source: RefSeq, a predicted model, not a curated record